UAGAGACAAACAACCAUCCACUCACACACACACUGACACAUAUGGUCAAUUAACCAAUUAUCAAACUGUUUGACAAUUAAUUUAGCAAUUGAUUAAUCGAUUAAUGGUAAUGGUUAUGCGAUGUGCAAAAGAGACACUCACCUUGGCGUGCGGCAUGUGCACAGAAGUAUACCACUGGCUUAAUGGUGACACAGCACAUUGCAAUAAAGAGAAGGCCCCUCUUUCCUUUCACCCUUUCAUUUCCUCAAGCAUGUUAUGAAAUGAUGGUGGCCUUCAAGGGAUUUCCCUUCAAUGCAUGUUUGUGUUUGUUCUUUUACAUAAUUUCACAGCUCCAGAUGUUUAUGCCAUUGUGCGGUGUGAGAAUGACACCAUCAGGACGCGAGUGUUUAAGGCCGAGGGAAACCCAGAGUUCAACUUCAGAGUCAUCUUCUACAGGAGAUACCCCGAGGCGCACAUCUCUGUCGAGUUAUGGAGCAGAGGUUUACUGUGGGACACCGUCCUCGGCACGGCUCGACUCCAGACAGUGGAGUCUGAGAGGACUCGCAGCCACGUGAUUGACCUGCGAUUGACCAGCCAGUCCGGCUCUCGACACAGAGGCUGCGUUCACGUUGAGACGUCCUCCAGUCCCUGCCUCACAGACUUGUGACAGCAUCCUUGGUAACUACAUCAAUCCAUGGCAACCACUCUCCUCCCUGCUGCCAAACUUACUUUAGUUGUUUAUUUUUUUAAAUAAUAUUCAUUAAUCAUACGCUUGUCAUAU
Messenger RNA from Solea senegalensis (Senegalese sole), 760 nucleotides. Its product is annotated as calpain-5-like. The transcript has 2 exons. Lineage: Eukaryota; Metazoa; Chordata; Actinopteri; Pleuronectiformes; Soleidae. The coding region runs from base 296 to 646 and encodes 116 amino acids. The record is from RefSeq and is a predicted model, not a curated record.